GCAGCAUUGCUGCGUUAUGAGCAGCCACCGUUAGAGUGAGUGGAGUGUCUCCGCCCCGACAGCUUCACUCGGUCCAGCCUGAAGAGAAGGAGAGUCCACUGCUAAAAAUAUCAGUGCUAACACAAGAUGGCCGGUUUGCCUCGUAGGAUUAUAAAGGAGACGCAGCGGUUGAUGGCGGAGCCUGUCCCCGGCAUCACUGCUACGCCCGACGAAGGGAAUGCACGCUACUUCCACGUGGUCAUCGCGGGGCCUCAAGACUCCCCCUUUGAGGGAGGAACAUUUAAACUUGAACUAUUUCUUCCAGAAGAGUAUCCCAUGGCAGCUCCCAAAGUGCGAUUCAUGACCAAAAUCUACCACCCCAAUGUUGACAAACUGGGAAGAAUAUGUUUAGACAUUUUGAAAGAAAAGUGGUCUCCAGCCCUGCAGAUCCGUACAGUGUUGCUAUCCAUCCAGGCGUUAUUAAGUGCUCCCAAUCCCGAUGACCCCCUGGCAAACGAUGUCGCAGAGCAGUGGAAGAAAAACGAAAGCCAUGCCAUUGAGACAGCCCGAACAUGGACCAGGCUCUAUGCCAGCAACACUGAAGUAUAGAAGAAAAGAGACGAGGCGUCUGAAUGUGAUCAACAAAAUGUACUUUUAUUCGGUUUCAAUUUAAACACACACACACACACUCAUAAACAAAAGAGAAAAAGAAAAAAAAGCUAAGAUUAUAGUCCAAAUAUAUUUGACAGAAAUGAUGAGAUUCACUGCUGCAGACCUCUGGGUGACUUAUUACUUUCCUCUCCUUAAAUGUGUGUCAGUCUUUUUUUGUUGUCGUUUCUUUUCUGUGUUGCUAUUUAAAUGCAUGGACAGAGGAUGGCACUCUCCCCCAAUCUCAGUCUUCACACACACACAUCAUGCAGUGUAUAGUCCUGCAGUCGACACCAACUGGUACGUUUGGGAAGAGAUGCAUUAAAAGCUCCUUCGCCCCUUUUUUUUUUAACUUGUGCAUCUUCGGACAUCGUGAUGUCAUUUCAACACACACACACACACACUCUCACACACACACUCUGUCCAGCUGCCAGCCACAAUCACAAACACUAGUAAUGAGCAGAUUAAAUCAUAUGAACACCAAAAAGUUUCCCCUUUUUUUUCUCCUGUUGGGGGAGUUUUUAACGACUUGAACUUCAUUCGAUGAACACAAACACAAAUGUCAAGUGUUCAUCAACUGUAACCUGGCUGCAAAUGUAGUGGGGAAAAAAAUCAUAAAACCAUAAUUAAAAUUUUAAAUAACGAGAUUCAAAAAGGCCUUUAAUUGAGUAUAAACCCGAUGUAAUUAAUCUGCUGCAGUAUUUAAAACAACACAUUUGACAGCAUGAAGUCUGACUUUAGGAUCCAUCUGUCGCCCCAAAUAGAAAGACAUUGAACGAGAAUUCCAUCUCAUCAAUGAUUCAAUUUUAAUGCAGUGAAACCCCAACGCUCUGGAUAGAACGUUUACUUCAUGCCGACGCCCCCCUCCCCUCACCUCCUCUAAUUUACAGUCGGACAGGGAAGGUUGAGCGAGUCGCUUCCUGUAAAAAAAAAGGAAAAAAAAAGACAGAUUUCCAGCACAUUGAGAAAAGUAGCAGAUUAUUAAGAUGUGCUGGAAAUGUUAUUUUUUUCCCCCUUUAUUCUUUUUAAAUGUCCUGUCCUCCUUUUUGUUGCAUGUUCCGUCUUUCAUUUAAGAAAAAAAAACCUCAGCAUGUUCUAUAACGAAACACAUGCCAAGAUUGAGUUUUAUUUUUAGGGCUUUUUUUCUGUCUGUAAAAUGUUUUGUGAGGAGAUGAAUUGAACCCAGCAGGCCGACAACAUUACAAACAAAGAGAACUCCACUCCACUCUGUGCUGUUGCUGGUUUUCUUCUGGCUAAAAAAAAAAAAAAAAAACCUCAGCUGCAUCAGAUUUUCAUUUAAAAAGUUUUCUUAAAAACAACAA
This is a messenger RNA of Cynoglossus semilaevis (tongue sole), 1949 nucleotides long. It is a transcript of the gene ube2nb, whose product is annotated as ubiquitin-conjugating enzyme E2Nb. Lineage: Eukaryota; Metazoa; Chordata; Actinopteri; Pleuronectiformes; Cynoglossidae. The record is from RefSeq and is a predicted model, not a curated record. The transcript has 4 exons. Bases 127 to 588 code for a protein of 153 amino acids.